Molecule: messenger RNA, 1197 nt
Organism: Caenorhabditis elegans
Lineage: Eukaryota; Metazoa; Nematoda; Chromadorea; Rhabditida; Rhabditidae
Gene: col-12
Product: Cuticle collagen 12
Exons: 3
Coding region: 137-1087 (316 amino acids)
Molecular function (GO): structural constituent of cuticle
Source: RefSeq, marked reviewed
CCAUGUCGCUGUAAUAUUUAGUCAGUUUUUGAGAAAAUAGGUAUAGAGACAGAGACGCUGACAAGACAACACUAGGUAUAAAAGCGGAAGUGGUGGCUUUAAAAUCACUUGGCUUCUAAAGUCCAGUGACAGAAAAAUGACCGAAGAUCCAAAGCAGAUUGCCCAGGAGACUGAGUCUCUCCGUAAAGUUGCAUUCUUCGGAAUUGCAGUCUCUACAAUUGCUACUUUGACUGCAAUUAUUGCUGUUCCAAUGCUUUACAACUACAUGCAGCAUGUGCAAUCUUCUCUUCAAUCGGAGGUUGAAUUCUGCCAACACAGAUCAAAUGGACUUUGGGAUGAGUAUAAGAGAUUCCAAGGAGUUUCUGGAGUUGAAGGACGUAUCAAGAGAGACGCAUAUCACCGUAGCCUCGGAGUUUCUGGUGCUUCCCGCAAGGCUCGUCGUCAAUCUUAUGGAAAUGACGCUGCUGUCGGAGGAUUCGGUGGAUCAUCUGGAGGAUCAUGCUGCUCAUGCGGAUCUGGAGCUGCUGGACCAGCUGGAUCACCAGGACAAGAUGGAGCACCAGGAAACGAUGGAGCUCCAGGAGCACCAGGAAACCCAGGACAAGAUGCUUCUGAGGAUCAAACUGCUGGACCAGACAGCUUCUGCUUCGAUUGCCCAGCUGGACCACCAGGACCAUCAGGAGCACCAGGACAAAAGGGACCAUCAGGAGCUCCAGGAGCCCCAGGACAAUCUGGAGGAGCUGCUCUUCCAGGACCACCAGGACCAGCUGGACCACCAGGACCAGCCGGACAACCAGGAUCCAACGGAAACGCCGGAGCUCCAGGAGCCCCAGGACAAGUCGUCGAUGUUCCAGGAACUCCAGGACCAGCUGGACCACCAGGAUCACCAGGACCAGCCGGAGCUCCAGGACAACCAGGACAAGCCGGAUCUUCCCAACCAGGAGGCCCAGGACCACAAGGAGAUGCCGGAGCACCAGGAGCCCCAGGAGCCCCAGGACAAGCUGGAGCACCAGGACAAGAUGGAGAGAGUGGAUCCGAGGGAGCUUGCGAUCACUGCCCACCACCACGUACCGCUCCAGGAUAUUAAGCGCUUCAAUGACAUCUCAUUUGAUUAUCUCUGCUUUAUCUCAUUUGUAUGUUUUGUGUAUGAAAAACGAACACACUUAGAAUAGUGGAAUAAAUGAUUUCAUUACAAAU